AUGGACCAGGAGCUGCCCCACACCAAACAGCUCUGGAAAUUUUUCAGCCGGUACGUCUUCACAAUUGCCUCUCAAGUUGCUUAUACCCAGCAUGCAGAAAGCUCAAAUGAGUGCUACUCCCCAGAACCCAAGGGCCACUUUUUGGAGGCUGGAAGCUCACGAUCAUGCUGCCAGUUUGGUUGGGUUUUGGUGAAGGCCCUCUUCUGGAUUGCAGACUGUGGACUUCUCACUAUGUCCUCCCCGGGUGGAGGGGAACUCCAAGCUGCAACUGAACCAGAUGAAAUAAAGUAUGUCUUAGCAGAGGGAGGCACCCUGAAUAUGAAAUGUACCACCUCCACCUGGAAGUACACCCAUAGCCAGAAAGCUUGGCAGAAGCUUAUGGAUAGAGAGAAGCCCCUGACACUGAUUUUCACAGAGAGUGUUUCAGGGGAUACCAGUCAAGUCCGGAGAGGCAGGUACUUCCUAGAAGACAUCCCCAGUGAGGCCAUCCUGAACGUCCAAAUGACUAAUCUUCAAGUGGAGGAUUCAGGACUGUAUCAGUGUGUGAUCUACCACCCUCAGAAGGACCCUGACAUCCUGUACCCCCGUGUCCGCCUGGUGGUGACCAAGGGCAUCACUGCAUCAGACAAGCGUCCUACCCAGAACUUGGCUCAGAUUUCCACCCAUCCUCCUACCACUACCAAGGCCCAGAGCACGCUUCUUGCCAGCCCCAGGACUGUGACCCAACUCCCACCCAAAUCAACUGCUGACACCUCCUCUCCUGACUUUGGAGUCAACAUCACAAAUGUGACGAAUGUCACCAGCUAUGGUUUCAGGUUCUCUGUGAUCAACAUUGUCAUUCUUGUGCUGUGUGGACUCCUGAGCAAGAGCCUGGUCUUCACUGUCCUGAUUGCUGUCACACAGAGGUCAUUUGGACCCUAGGCUGGUGAAGCCAUGAGAAUGACCUCUGAUUUCUAACCACAUCCCUCUGGCAAUUGUCCUGGAGGAGAGCUGUGAGGGGGAAGGGAAGGAAGGGCAAUGCCAUGAGUUGAAUCUGUAACAGGUUAUUUCUAAGGCUCAGGUCCCACCUUCCCACCCUGCCAGCUCUCCUCAUUACAUUAAUAACAUUGGGUAUGUGUUUUGCCCAUUCAGAAGAGAAGAUAGAGCUGCAAACAUGCCUGUUCUACUAGUGGUUCAGGA
Nyctereutes procyonoides (raccoon dog) is the source of this 1179-nucleotide messenger RNA. RefSeq names its product triggering receptor expressed on myeloid cells 1 (gene TREM1). The transcript has 6 exons. Lineage: Eukaryota; Metazoa; Chordata; Mammalia; Carnivora; Canidae. The record is from RefSeq and is a predicted model, not a curated record. The coding region runs from base 1 to 921 and encodes 306 amino acids. Gene Ontology annotation, biological process: chemokine production; neutrophil-mediated killing of gram-negative bacterium; neutrophil chemotaxis.